Diaporthe batatas is the source of this 2692-nucleotide messenger RNA. RefSeq lists its product as uncharacterized. Gene Ontology annotation, molecular function: mRNA binding. The coding region runs from base 167 to 1102 and encodes 311 amino acids. Gene Ontology annotation, cellular component: nucleus. The record is from RefSeq and is a predicted model, not a curated record. The transcript has 7 exons. Lineage: Eukaryota; Fungi; Ascomycota; Sordariomycetes; Diaporthales; Diaporthaceae. Gene Ontology annotation, biological process: mRNA export from nucleus.
GUCAGCCCAGGUGUCUUCGUCAGAGUUGCUAGUUGGCCCUGCCAGUACUUUAUUGCCUGACCUCGACUCACACGUCCAGGUUUCCAGCAGUUUUCAAGCAGCCCAUUCCCAUCGCCCGCCCUAUCUAUACUCUGAUCCGUCACGACCAAUCCCUACGGCAAGGACUAUGGAUCGUAGUCUCGACGAAAUCCUCGCCGCUCGCGACGACCGCAAGGGCGGCAGACCUCGUGGCCGUGGAGGUCACGGAGGUCAACGACGGCGAGAACCCCGCGAAGACUUCCCUCGUGAUGGCGUCAGAAAGUCCUACCGCGACGAUGCUCCCAGAAACCUCGACUCUGAAUGGGUCCACGACAGAUUUGAAGAAAAUGGUCGCAAGCCACGCCAGUCACGACGGGGUCCAGAAAGAGAUGAGCCCGAUGACCUUGCUGAAUUGAACGGUACAAAGAUUCGCGUCGAGAACGUUCACUACGAGCUCAGCCGGGAGGAUUUGGCGGGGCUUUUCAACCAAAUUGGGCCGGUACAGAAACUCGACGUCGGCUACGAUCGUGCUGGCCGCUCUACUGGAGUGGCGUAUGUCACUUACGAUUCAUACCACGAUGCUCGGGAGGCUAUCCGGGAGUUUGACGGUGCUAAUGCUCAUGGCCAACCAAUCCGCCUAUCGAUCGUUCCUCCCCGACGCCAGCGCAACCCCUUCGACAACGCAGUUAUGCCAGGCCGACCCCUGGCCGAGCGUGUCACCGUUCCGCCCGGGCGCAACCGUUCAAUCUCGCCGGACAGAGAUCUAGAGGACGAAGCAGCCCGUAAAGGCAUCGACCGUUAUGUGCCCGGUGGGCGGAGGAACCGCUCUCGAAGUCCAAUGCGUGGCCGGAGACGUGAGGGUGGGCGCCGUCCCGGCGCACGGCGCGGUGAGAGCGGUGCUGGUGGAAGAGACGGCGGAGAGCGCAAAGCCAGAGACGGACGUCCGAAGAAGACUCAGGAAGAGUUGGACGCGGAGAUGGAGGAUUACUUCGGCGGCGGCGGCGACGCCCAGCCAGCGAGCAACAACAACAGCCAAGCUGCGGCAGCCCAGGCCGCUGAGGACGACAUCGACAUGAUCGAGUGAGGGACAGAGAUGAACAUGAGGGCGCUGAGAGUUUUGGAGGGCCUGAUAUCAUCUAUAGCCAGCAACGCUGCCGACCAUUGUUGGAGCAGCGGGUGGUUCCGCAGAGCUUCAAGAGAAACCACGGUUUUCCGUGAUUGAAGACGAUUAAAGUUCUGUCGUAACCCUACGUGCCAAUCAUAGUCGAUGGAACCGAACAAAACCAUGCCUUGUCCCGCCCGUUAUAUCACAAAGCAAAGAGCACCUCCAGCGCCAAGUGACGAAGCCGACCGACCCUCACCGCCCAAGUCUAGAACCUCAAGAUUAAGAAAAGAAGACUAUAUAGUAAGUAUUACACACAACCGAACACUACACCAUUAGUUAAACAGCUCCAGGGUGACGUCGCCGUGGAUGCUGGCCUUCAGCUCAAUCUCGAUGUCCAGGUUGAGCUUCAGCUCCACAGCCAGCGCGGCCUUCUUGCCCCCAGCGGGCAGUGCCGGCGCGGAGACCGGGCCCCGUGGCACAAACUCGAUCUCGUCCUCCUCCCCGCCCUGCCCGUCGUCGUCGUCGUCGUCGUCGUCGUCGUCGUCAUCUAUCCUUCCCGCUGGGACCAUCUUCCUCGGCGCGCGGGGUACGACAGCCUGGGUCGGCGGGAUGGGCACGGGCGCGGGCCUGCUGCGCCUCGCCGACGACGACGGCGGCACCGGCGGCCGCCUGGCAGAUGUUUGCGGUGUGGCGCGCCCGGAGGACGGCGGCGCGUAGGGCUUCCAGGGCCCGGCGGAGGAGGCGGUGGUGGAUGAAGACGAGUACGACGAGUCUGUUGUCUCUGCCGCGCUGGCGAGGUCCGCCACGGCAGGCGGCGCCGCGAGGGUGCGGGACCUCGCCGGCCGGGGCGUCCGCCCUGGUGUCUGGUGUGGCUGUGUCGGCGCCUUGUUGCGCCGUUGUGGUUGGCGGAGGGGCGAGGGCUGUCGCUGCGUGGGUGGUGUGGGCAGGUAGGAAUAACUGUCUUGGCGGUAUGCGUUGUCGUCGGCGUCCUCGUAGCUUGGCGCCGAUGAGCCUGUUGUUUCUGAGGGUUUCUGGGCUGUCCUUGUCCUGCUGCUAUUUUUUGUUUUUGGGUUCAAGGGCCUGGGUGGUGGUCUUUUGACGUUUUUGCCCCCGUUCUUGGUAUCAAUGUUCCUGUUAUUCCUUGGCCGUGGUGGUGGUGCUGCCUCAUCCUCACUUUCCUCUUCAGACCCUGCUUCUUCUUCUUCUUCUUCUUCUGAAUCACCCGAUUCCCCCUCUGAAGAAAUCUCAUCCUCGUCUUCUUCCUCGACUGGUUGUUGCGGCCGUCUCCUCCUCGUGCGCUCGCUGUCUGGUCUCGCCGCCGGUGAUGACGCAGGUGGUGUAGGGGCCAUUUCCCCGGUUUUCGUGUAAGUGGCCGUGAGGAGGGUUCGGGGUGGGGCGAGUACAUGUACCUCACAGUAGGUACAAGCACUUCAAAUGUUAUUCACACCCGUUGUGAUUGUGGUUCAGGUGCAUCGUUAUGGGGACAUCAUUUUCCGAAUGGUUGGUACGAUGGGGAACUGUCGAGCUGCGGGUUGUUUAAAAACGGCAAUCCCCAGACUCUAAUACCAU